Helicoverpa armigera (cotton bollworm) is the source of this 3314-nucleotide messenger RNA. RefSeq names its product mutagen-sensitive 301 (gene Mus301). Lineage: Eukaryota; Metazoa; Arthropoda; Insecta; Lepidoptera; Noctuidae. The record is from RefSeq and is a predicted model, not a curated record. The transcript has 15 exons. Gene Ontology annotation, molecular function: nucleic acid binding; ATP binding. The coding region runs from base 165 to 3203 and encodes 1012 amino acids.
CUGCCAAAAACUUCAAAGCAAAGCUGUCAAAAGUCAAAACAUCGCGGUCUGCUUGUUUUGAUUUUGUAUUUUGGUUCCAAUAUAAUGUAAAUACUAAAAUCUGAUCAACGGUCAAUAUUCUAAUCAAUUUCUUUGUAAAAUGCGCUUAAAUCAGAUUAUUUGAAAUGCAAUCUAUAAGCAAAAUAAGUGAAACUUCUACACCAAAACGCCGGCGACUUGGUACUGGGAGGAUUUUAUCUACAAACUUAAGGAAAACUACGAAGAAUAGAGAUCUACUCAAAGACUGCAGUCCAAUUAGUGCUAAAUAUAUUGGAAGUGGGUCAAAUACGCCAGAAAGAUGUGACUCUCCACUUUUACCGUGCAAUCAAGUAGAAUUUCGGAGCAUCUGUGAUUCUGAUAUUGAUAGUUCUCCUUGCAAUAUACCAUUCUCCCCAGAUGUAUUUAAACAUCCAGAGCCAUGUGAAGAAUUACAAUCUUCUAUGAAAAACGAAUGGGAAUCGUUAAACGUAUGUACUGGUAAAAUUAAUGAAAUCUAUGAAAUAAGUGAUGGUCCUACAAAAAAUCAAGCAAAUCCUAUAGAAAUUGAAGACAUUUCAGAUGACAUGUUUCAUUCGAAAUUAGAACAAUCCGGCCUGAAUCAUGUAGAUAAGAGUUUUAAAAAUGAUAUAGAAGAGAGCUUUGACAUAGUAAAUCAAUCAAUUAGCAACCUUGAUGAAGUUAUAAGGAAUAAGAGUUCCUUAUUCGAAACAAGAGAUUCAUUUCUACUGGACAUCAAAGAUGAUGCUAUAGAUAAAAUAGUGCAUAAUCACCAGAAUACACAUGAUUCCAAAAAGAAAAGUAAAACAGAAGUUAACCCAGCUAAUACUUUUUACGGACUGCCGAUGAUUGCUAAAGGCUUGUUUAAAACCUAUAGGAAUAUUGAAAAGUUUUAUGAAUGGCAAGAAGAAUGCUUAAGUUUGGAUUCGGUGCGAGAGAGGCGGAACUUGAUCUAUGCUCUCCCAACCAGCGGAGGCAAGACCCUGGUGGCUGAAGUGCUGAUGCUGAGGGAAGUUCUCAAUAGAAAGAAGAAUGCACUGUUCAUACUGCCUUUUGUGGCUAUCGUGCAGGAAAAGAUCUGGGCACUAUCAACAUUUGCAGUUCAACUAGACUUCCUAGUAGAAGAGUAUGCAGGAGGCAAAGGUCAUAUACCGCCAAAGAAGCGACGGAAGAAGAACAGUAUUUAUAUUGCCACCAUCGAGAAAGGACUGGCUUUGGUCAGAAGCCUGAUCGAGCUUAACCGACUUAACGAAAUUGGAUUAAUUGUGGUUGAUGAAUUACAUUUAAUUGGCGAGAAAGGUCGUGGUGGUACACUUGAAACAUUGUUAACUACUGUCAUAUUUACCAAUCAAGACAUACAGAUCGUGGGCAUGAGUGCCACAAUAGGCAACAUCCCGGAACUGGCGCGGUUCCUCCGCGCGGACGUGUUCACGCGUCAGUUUCGUCCGGUGGAACUGACGGAGUACGUCAAACUAGGGGAUGUGCUGCACAAGAUCGUUUGGGGGCCCACGGGGGUCGAGGUGGUGCCUGAUAGAGAGCUCAGCUAUGACUAUUCAGCAGCAGCAACGGCACUAGAUCCUGAUCUCCUGGGCGGGCUGGUGUCGGAGGUGGUGCCUAAAGGCAGCUGUCUGGUCUUCUGUUCCACCAAGAGGAACUGCGAGAACGUCACCGCUUUGCUGUGCAAGCUGCAGAGACGUGAAAUGAUAGCGCAUAAGAAAGCGGAGCGACAAGCGCUUGAAACCGCUCUCAGAGCGGAGGGAGCGAAUGCUGAGCUCGCGGCUGCUGUGCGGUACGGGAUUGCCUACCAUCAUGCUGGACUCGCCAGUGAUGAGAGAAUACUGCUGGAACAGGCUUAUAGGUCAGGAGCCAUAUCAGUGUUAUGUUGCACGUCAACCCUCGCAGCCGGGGUGAACCUGCCGGCACAGCGCGUCAUCAUCCGCGCACCACUAGUGGGGCGGGAGUUCAUCUCGCUCGGCGCCUACCGGCAGAUGGCGGGCCGCGCCGGGCGCAAGGGGGUUUGUGAUACUGGGGAAAGCAUUAUAAUCUGCGAGUCUCGCAACUGGGAGCGCUUACAGUCGGUCCUCCGCGGCGGCGUGUCGCCCGCGCGGAGCGUCCUGAGGCCAGCCGCGGCGGCGCUGGCGCUCAGCGCGGUGGCGCUAGAGCUAGCGAUUACGCGGCCUAAGCUGCAUGCCCUCAUGGGCUGUACGCUGCUGGCCGUCACUGGGGAUGAAGAUGCCAACCCAGUGGACAUGAAAGCGGUUUGCGACGAUUCCAUCCGCACUCUCCUGCAGUCGGGUGCGCUGGAAGUGGCGAACAAGACGGCCGGGAGCAAAGACGCCUCACACUUAAGUCAACAAGAUUGUUACGUGUACAACGAUAGCGAACUCACUGUCAGCAAGCUGGGGAAUGCUGCUAUAAAAGGCUGUAUGGACCUGUCCACCGCUAAACAGCUGCUAUCAGACCUGGAGCGAGCAGCCAGGAGUCUGGUGCUGAUGGGCAGCCUACACCUGCUGUACCUGGUGACGCCGCACGACGCUGCCGGCGUUAGGCCUGAUUACUCGCAUUAUUAUUCUUUGUACUGCAACUUAGACGAAGAAGGCAUACAAACGGCUAAAAUCCUAGGCAUAACUGAACACAACGCAGUACGAAUGAUGACCGGCAAGCCCAUACAGAAUGUGUCAGAGAUUGUGCUGGGCCGCUUCUAUCUAGCGCUCAUGUUGCACGAUCUGUGGAAGCAAGUGCCGUUCCCUGCUGUCGCCUACAAAUACAGUCUAUCCCGCGGCACAGUACAAUCAGUAAUGUCAUCGUCAGCAGCCUUCGCGUCCUGUGCACAGAAGUUCUGCGAAGAGAUGGAACACCUGUGGAUGUUCAGAGCAUUGCUCGGGGAACUGGCUUCCCGGCUGCAGCAUUGUGCAGCACCUGAACUGCACCAGCUCAUGGAACUGCCAUCUGUUAAGAAGGCCCGUGCGAUGCAGCUACUGCGGGCAGGUUACAAGCGCAUAGAAGACGUGGCGAAGGCUUCAGUGGACGACUUGAUGUCGGCCGUGUCGCAUCUGUCGCGGACUGCUGCCAGCCAACUCAUCAGCUCUGCUAGGAUGACACUCAUAGAAAAAGUGGAAAAUUUACGAGCCGAGGCUGAGGAUGUCAUGGAAGAACUUAAUGUGUAAAUAUGUUACCAGAAGAUUAGAUCAGAACUAAGGCUGGCCGUUCACGUCACUUUUUGUAAGACAGGUAUAUGGACCGAUUUUUGAACGACAUUCUAACAGGAUGUUCUGACC